Messenger RNA from Chiloscyllium plagiosum (whitespotted bambooshark), 2958 nucleotides. Its product is annotated as solute carrier organic anion transporter family member 5A1. Gene Ontology annotation, molecular function: protein binding. Gene Ontology annotation, biological process: sodium-independent organic anion transport; transmembrane transport. NCBI's taxonomy places the organism in Eukaryota, Metazoa, Chordata, Chondrichthyes, Orectolobiformes, Hemiscylliidae. Gene Ontology annotation, cellular component: basolateral plasma membrane. The record is from RefSeq and is a predicted model, not a curated record.
UCGCGGAAGGAGUGGGGAGGUGGGGGGGUGGGAAUGGAGCCUGGGUCUGCUGCCUCACCGUCUCCCCCAGCCUGUAGCUGCUGCCGUCCCGGGGGAGAGGGCAACCGGCGAGGAUGAGGGGCUGAGAGAGGGAGAGGGAGUGGGAGUGCAGCUCACACACAGACACACAUACAGAGAGAGAGAGGGAGAGAGACAGAGGGCCAUGUGCCUGCACCGGCUGGCAUUGUCCCCCGGACUCUCAGAGACCCAGGCACCUCAUCCCUGCUGCCGGGCUCCUGCCUGAGAUGCCCUUGCCCAGAGACAGGGGCACUGCCUGAUUCCAGCACCCCCCCACCACCAUCACCCUUUGGGAUUGGAGAUGGAUUCCAGCUCCUUGCUGAAAGACAGAGGCCGGGACAAGAGGCACGGGGAGCAUUUCAAGUGUAAAAGUUUGCCCAGCCUGAGCGGUUCGUGCCUGGGCGGCAGGGAGCCGGAGCUCAGUCCGACCAAGAGCAACUCCAUCGCCGCCUUCUCCUGCUCCUCGGCGGCGGUGGUACCCGGGAAGCCGGUGCCCGGUGCCCGGUGCAAGGGCCUGGCGAGCUCGGUGCUAGGUGACUCCCGGUGCUUCCUGCUGUGCAUGUGCUGCCUGACCUUCAUCCAGUCGCUGAUGGUGUCCGGCUACCUCAGCAGUGUCAUCACCACCAUGGAGAGGAGGUACAACCUGAAGAGCUCCGAGUCCGGCCUCCUGGUCAGCUGCUUCGACAUCGGCAGCUUGCUGGUGGUGGUCUUCAUCAGUUACUUCGGGGGCCGGGGUCACAGACCCCGCUGGCUGGCCGCCGGCGGCCUCCUGAUCGCGCUGGGGGCUGCCCUCUUCAGCCUGCCCCACUUCAUCUCCCCCCAGUACCAGAUCCAGGAGCUGAACACCUCCUCCUCCAACCAGGGGCUGUGCAGCAGCAGCGGCGCCACCAACAACAACAACAACAACAACAACACCGAGGGCUGUAUCACCAAGGACUCCUCCAGCCACCACCACUCGCUCUACGUGACCUUGUUCGUCUGUGCCCAGUUCCUCAUCGGUGUGGGCUCGACCCCCAUCUACACCCUGGGCCCCACUUACCUGGACGACAAUGUGAAAACAGAGAACGCCUCUCUAUACUUGGCUAUCAUGUACGUUAUGGGAGCAUUAGGUCCUGCAGCAGGAUACCUUCUAGGGGGAGUAUUGAUUGGCUUCUACGUAGACCCCAGGGCCAUAGUUCAGAUUGACCAGAGUGACCCACGCUUUAUUGGAAAUUGGUGGAGUGGAUUUUUGCUUUGCGCGAUUGCCAUGCUCUUAGUUAUAGUGCCAAUGUUCACUUUCCCCCAAAAACUACCACCUCGACAGAAGAAGAAAAAGAAAAUGGGCUCGGGUGAUUCAAAUAAUGAUGAUGAGAUGAUGAAAGAGAAAUCCGACAGCAGAGAACCUAGAAAGAGUGCAGUCGCUUCCUCAAUGGCUUUUGGAAAGGACAUUAAAGACAUUCCCAAAGCUGCUGUCAGGAUCUUGAGCAACAUGACAUUCCUGUUUGUGAGUUUGUCAUACACAGCAGAAAGUGCUAUCGUCACCGCUUUUAUUACCUUCAUUCCCAAGUUCAUUGAAUCUCAGUUUGGCAUCCCAGCAUCUAAUGCAAGCAUUUACACUGGUGUGAUCAUUGUUCCCAGUGCUGGAGUUGGCAUUAUCCUUGGGGGCUACAUAAUUAAAAAGCUCAAACUUGGUGCACGAGAAUCAGCAAAACUUGCUAUGAUCUGCAGUGGGGUGUCUUUAUUGUGUUUCUCUACACUCUUCAUUGUUGGCUGUGAAAGCAUUAAUCUUGGGGGUAUUAAUAUACCAUACACCACAGGCCCUUCACUCACAAUGGCUCACAGAAAUCUAACAGGGGGCUGCAAUGUGAACUGUGCGUGCAGAACCCAUGAGUAUGAGCCUGUCUGUGGAUCAGAUGGGAUCACGUACUUCAGUCCAUGCUUGGCUGGUUGCUCAAAUGUUGUCAAUGAAAGCACAGGGAUGAAGAACUACACUGACUGUGCCUGUGUUCAAAGCCGGCAGGUGAUAACGCCCCCUACGGUCGGUCAGAGAAAUCAGCUCCGAUUGGUCAUUGUGAAAACUUAUUUGAAUGAAAAUGGCUAUGCUGUGUCUGGCAAGUGUGAACGGACGUGCAACACACUGAUCCCUUUCCUGAUAUUCCUUUUCAUCGUCACGCUCAUCACAGCUUGUGCACAACCAUCAGUAAUCAUAGUAACACUCAGGUCUGUAGAAGAUCAAGAGAGACCUUUUGCUCUGGGAAUGCAAUUUGUUCUGUUACGAACCCUUGCUUACAUUCCGACUCCAAUCUACUUCGGGGCUGUGAUCGAUACGACCUGCAUGCUUUGGCAACAGGAGUGUGGUGUGAUUGGCUCCUGCUGGGAAUAUGACGUCACGUCAUUUAGGUUUGUCUACUUUGGACUGGCAGCUGGUCUCAAGUUUGUCGGCUUUAUUUUCAUCUUUGUAGCCUGGUACUCAAUCAAGCAUAAAGAAGACCACUUGCAAAGGUGGCGACGUACAGCCUCACCCAUAAGCACUGUCAGUGAGCUGAUCAGUAACCCAGGGACCCAGCACAACUAUGCACAGACUCAGUCAUGUCCUACCUUUCAAACAAGGGCUGAAGACAAUGAAUAUCGAACUGAUUUUGGACCAGUCCAGCGGGUAGCACAGACAUUUCCUGGGACACUCCAGGAGGCAGGAAAUUUCAAAGCCAAGAACACACUGGAUGACAUUACAGUUCAAUAUUGAUUGAAUUCAAACUUGAGCCACCUUGGGCGUUAAGUUGUCAAACACAAAUACUGAUGGUGGUUUUGAACUUUAGUUCUUUGACAAAAAAAAAACACCCUUUGGGAAGUUUCUCCAGGUAAGCCACAGAACCUGUGCCUUUUUUUUAAGUUUGAAAUGGUGACAUACACCAACCAGAUAAA